AUGAAGUCCAAGAAGAAGCCGAUAGAGGCCCUCAGUGCGGAGCAGUUGGGGGUGGACACUGCGCCUGCUUACGAGACGCUUGAGGUGGUGGAGCCGUCCAAGCGCAAGGGGGGCGUCAUGGUAGGCAGCGUGAGGGAGCUGGUUGAGCGCCUGCACAACGAGGCGGGCGUGAUGUAG
This is a messenger RNA of Monoraphidium neglectum, 177 nucleotides long. RefSeq names its product electron transfer flavoprotein betasubunit. The transcript has 2 exons. Bases 1 to 177 code for a protein of 58 amino acids. NCBI's taxonomy places the organism in Eukaryota, Viridiplantae, Chlorophyta, Chlorophyceae, Sphaeropleales, Selenastraceae. The record is from RefSeq and is a predicted model, not a curated record.